This is a messenger RNA of Bombyx mori (domestic silkworm), 3028 nucleotides long. RefSeq lists its product as uncharacterized. Bases 941 to 3013 code for a protein of 690 amino acids. Gene Ontology annotation, molecular function: zinc ion binding. NCBI's taxonomy places the organism in Eukaryota, Metazoa, Arthropoda, Insecta, Lepidoptera, Bombycidae. The record is from RefSeq and is a predicted model, not a curated record. The transcript is spliced from 2 exons.
UUUUUUUUUUUUUUUAAUAAAUUGUUAUUUUUUUUUUUUUUAAUAUUACAUUAUUUUUUUUAAAUAUGAGUUUUUUACAAUGAGUAUUAUAACGUAACAAUUACUACAAUAUUGAAAUGCCCGGAGCGAGCAACUCAUUCCCACUUUGUGCAAUCUUCUAGAUAAUCAUUGACUUUAUAGUAAGCUUUAUUGCACAGAUGUUCUUUAACAGUUUUCUUAAACCUAUGUAUAUGUAGGUUCUGAACAUCUUGUGGGAUUUUGUUGUACAGGCGCACAGACAAACACCCGAAUGAAUUUCGUAUCUUAUGUAACCUACUCAUCGGCACAACAAGCUUGUGUUUGUUCCUAGUAUUUCUAUUAUGUAUGUCCGACUUUUUAGGAAACUCCUCAAUAUGUUUACGAACAUACAUCAAAUUUUCAAAAAUGUACUGGGAUGGCAUAGUGAGAACUUUAAUUUCUUUAAAGAUCAUUGGGCGUUUUUUACCCGCUUUUUUUAAAGUCGCGAACAUAAACCAAAACACUUUUAAAUCAUAGUGCUUCCAAUCAUAUUUAAUAUUAUGUGGUUAUUUUAAUUCAUAACAAUGGGAAAAUGGAAAUAAAAGUAAAAUGAAAUUCAUAUUUUAAGUUGACUAUUUGUCCUAAUUACUAAAUAUGACCGCUCAGUAAGUUAAAAUAUCACUCCGUGGUAUUUUCGUAAAGUCAACCUGACUGAUAUCCGAUAAGUGGGUGUGCAUGUUGCGUUCUCUUUCUCGCCCAUUGUCGUAAAACAGGUUUGGUUGCGCUCGCGCAGGUAGCUAGCUUAUCUUACUACAACGCAGUCCUUCGUCAUCCGUCGUAGCGAUCUGUGUUUUACUGUGUUCCCAUUGUGUUCUGAGUCUACUAAUUACCUACUGCUUGUUUACUGGAUUUUGUUUGCCUUCGUGUUGGAUUUGGCUGUGAAAUGGAACGACGAAAUAGUUGUGUGUCGUGUGAGCGAUCAGUUCUACGUCGUAGAAGACAUCGUCUUACACAAAUGUUUUUAGAAAGAUAUCAUGACUAUGCAGUACUAUUAUUACAAGAAAUAAUGCCACGGGAGAUUGCAUUUGAUGGAACACUAUCAAUAUGCAACCCUUGCUGGCUGAGAUUUUAUCGCGCAGUGCAAGUCCGGCCAGUAGACGAUCCAUUACCUCAGCAAGUUCAAGAACCAUUACCCCAGCAAGUACAAGAAGAGGAAGUCCAAGAAAUAGUAGUUGACGUUCAACAACAACAAGACAUAGGUCUUAUGACUAUUCCUGGAUAUUUGCGUGUAUCUAAUACUGCUCGACGCUGUGUUUUUCAAAACUGCAGAAACGUACCAGCAAAUGCUGUGCCAAAAUAUGUCAGGUUACAUUUUUUUCGUAUUAAUAAGCUAUUCAUACCAAAACUUGCUCGAGUUUGCCAACCCCAUAUGAUAAACAAUGAAUGGGAAGAUCUACUUAAUGAGCAAAUACCUCUUCAUGAAAACUUUAAUAGUGCUCAUGUUCUCGAUAUUAUCGAGCUGUAUGAAUGGAGAUUGGAACGAGGAACUCAGUUGGACUUCGAAAAUAUUGAGGAGAUAGAUGACAAUGAACUACAUUUUUAUACGGGUAUGGAUAAAAUUCAAUUCAAUAAUAUUUUGAAUCAAACAUCUUCUCUACGUGAUAGAACCAACAGUUCUGCUACUGUUUUGGGACUGUAUUUAGUUAAAAUAAGAACAGGUGAACCAGACGAGCGUAUAGCUUCUAUGUUUAAUAUGUCGAGAAGAACAUUGGAACGAAAACUAAAAAUAGCUCGAGAAUGUUUAUCUGAAGAGUUUGUUCCCCGCCAUCUGGGUUUGGAUCACAUGACGAGAGAAGAUGUAGUAGCUCGCAACUUAACCAUCCCGAGUCAUAUUUUUGGAGGUAACCAGAAUGAACCUGCGGCCAUUCUUGUGUGUGAUGGAACAUACAUAUACGUGCAAAAAAGCUCCAACUUCCUUUUUCAGAGAAGAACGUAUAGCCUGCACAAAUUCCGCAACUUAAUAAAACCCUUUUUAAUUGUAUGCACAGACGGCUAUAUUGUAGACGUAUUAGGCCCGUAUCCAGCUAUUACUACGGAUGCCGAAAUAAUGCGUCACAUGAUGGAGGAGGAAGUUUGGUAUUGGUUUCUGAACGCCAACGAUAUUUUCAUAUUGGACCGCGGCUUUAGAGACUCUAUCCCUGCCAUCGAAGAGCAUGGAUAUGAUGCACAUAUGCCGCCAACAAGGACGAGAGGAGAGCAGUUGAGCACAGUAGAUGCAAAUAAAUCACGUCUAAUCACUAUGUGUCGUUGGGUGGUAGAGACUAUUAAUGGUCGCUUUAAAAAAGACUUCAAAAUAUUCCGCCAUGUUUAUUUUAAUGUAGCGCUUACAAAUAUGAUGACUGAUUUUAAAAUAACUGCAGCACUUAUCAAUGCCACUUAUCAGCCAUAUAGAGAUAACGCUCAUGCCGCAGAGUUUAUAAAUAUAAUAAAUGAGAAUAUAAAUAGAGAAAAUGAAUUGGUUGAUUACGUGAUUCGAAACAACUUAAACAGGCAAAGAGUUGCAUUCACGCCGAUAGAGGCAAACAAUCCCGAAUUAAGAGAUUUUCCACAAUUAACUUACGACGAGCUAUUUUUAUUUACCUUGGGAAUAUACCAUUUGAAAUUGGCCAAAUUUUAUUGCCAUGAACACAUGCGGCCAAACGGAGUGUAUAUAAUGGAAUUAUACCAUCGCAGAGAGUUGGUAGAAAAUAAAAUAUUAAUACGAGGCAGAAUACAGUCUCGUCACAUAAGAGCAAAACGCUAUUAUACAUAUAUACUAAUAAAUCCGGCAUUGCAAGGAAGACAAAGCCUCGAAGGGUAUUACUGUUCCUGUAUACACGGCCGCCGCACUGUAGGGAGUUGCGCGCACAUCGCCAGUGUGGUAUACUUUUUAUCUUGGGCUAUAUAUCAAGAAGAAUUUCACGCACCUGCGGCGUUUUUAGACGAAACUCUUGUAGAUUUGGAUGCGGCAGAAUAAAAGUAAAGAGAAAAA